AUGCGCUCUGCCAGCGCCACCAAGCGGUCAAGAACGGAAAGCGCGCGCCACCGCCUUAAAAACAGCCAGACCCAAAGCCGUGACGUAAAUCAGACGCGACCUUCACUUCCGCAACUCCCGAACUUCCGGACCAAGCCUCAGCCCCAGUCCGCCCGCGAAUGGCGGACACGGCGGGCGUCCGGCUCCACGCUGGUGCAAACGGCGAAGCAGCCGCCAUCCCGAAGCCCGCCACGACUUCCCCGCACACCUCUGCAGGUCGGCGCGAUGCGGCGCCGCUUCUGGGGCGUGCUCAACUGCCUGUGCGCCGGCGCCUUCGGGGCCCUGGCCGCCGCCUCGGCCAAGCUGGCCUUCAGCCGCGAGAUGAGCCUGGCCUUCUCCAUCUUGGCCAUCGUCAUGAUGGGGCUCACCAACACACUGAUGUGGACGUUCUUCAACCGCGGCCUUACUUUCUCCAUGUCUUCGGCGGUGGCUUCUGUCACAGUGACCUUUUCUAACACCCUCAGCUCGGCUCUCCUGGGCUAUGUUUUGUAUGGAGAGUGUCAGGAGGUUCAGUGGUGGGGAGGAGUCUUCCUCAUUCUCUGCGGACUCGUCCUUAUCCACCGGACUCUACCACCCAGCCUUGAGGCUUCUCAACACAAGAGGAAGUAACCCAGGCAACUGGUAGACUGAUGGAAAGAACCCCAAUGCUAACUGCAGUGGGUUUCAUGGAGGUGCAGCCUUCAGACAUCAGCAGAGGGAGAUGCAGGCAUCCCCAAGUGUGGACCUCGCUGCUGCUUUGAGGAAAGCGUCACCCAUGUCAGCUUCCACAUCCCUGCAGGAACCUUCCUGAAAGAUCUGGAUGGGACUUCGGAUUCUCCUGCUCUCAGGCUGGAUGGAUUCUGGGCGGUCCCAGGAGUUGGUGCGAUUUGUUUUCUGUGUGGUGCUUGAGGACACCCAGUAAUCUACGAACUGUUGCCUGACAAAGGCCAGUCUGGUGGUUGGAGAUGGGCUCCCUGACCGCUGAUGUGGUCUCACACGCACAGUUUGUGCUGCAUGCUGAGACCAAGACAGGAAAACUGAACGAAUAAAAGCCUUUUUGUAAUUUUAAAA
Messenger RNA from Suncus etruscus (white-toothed pygmy shrew), 1089 nucleotides. RefSeq names its product transmembrane protein 42 (gene TMEM42). Lineage: Eukaryota; Metazoa; Chordata; Mammalia; Eulipotyphla; Soricidae. The transcript is spliced from 5 exons. The coding region runs from base 1 to 648 and encodes 215 amino acids. The record is from RefSeq and is a predicted model, not a curated record.